Molecule: messenger RNA, 2555 nt
Organism: Marmota flaviventris (yellow-bellied marmot)
Lineage: Eukaryota; Metazoa; Chordata; Mammalia; Rodentia; Sciuridae
Source: RefSeq, a predicted model, not a curated record
CUUUUCGCGUACGACGACGAGGCGAGCCGCGCUCGGAAAACUCAGGCCAAUGCGAGCUCAGCCCUCAACGACGAAAAGGACACAUCGGCCCCCGGCCUCGCAGCGCCGGAGAAAGCAGGGAGAGCGACCUCUGCCCCGGGCCCAGGACCACCCUGGCAGGAGAAGACACCUGGCGACCCGCAGCCCAUCCCGCCGCCGCGGAGACCCGAAACCAUCUGGAGCCCAAGUCUGCCCAUCUUACAUCUGCAACCACUUCCCUUGGCCUGUGCACGUGCCCUGCACUGAUUCUCUGCCUAGGAAAGGACCAUGCAGUUAGAGAUUAAAGUGGCCCUGAACUUCAUCAUCUCCUAUUUAUACAACAAGCUGCCCCGGCGCCGGGCAGACCUGUUUGGAGAGGAGCUCGAGCGACUUUUGAAAAAGAAAUAUGAAGGCCACUGGUACCCUGAUAAGCCACUCAAGGGCUCUGGCUUCCGCUGCGUCCACAUUGGGGAGAUGGUGGACCCUGUGGUAGAGCUGGCUGCCAAGCGGAGCGGGCUGGCAGUGGAGGAUGUGCGGGCCAACGUGCCUGAGGAACUGAGUGUCUGGAUUGACCCUUUUGAGGUGUCCUACCAGAUUGGUGAGAAGGGGGCUGUGAAAGUGCUGUACCUGGAUGACAGUGAGGGCAGUGGUGCCCCAGAGCUGGACAAGGAGAUCAAGAGCAGCUUCAACCCUGAUGCUCAGGUAUUUGUGCCCAUUGGCAGCCAGGACAGCUCUCUGUCCAAUUCCCCCUCGCCGUCCUUCGGCCAGUCACCCAGCCCCACCUUCAUCCCUCGCUCUGCCCAGCCCAUCACUUUCACCACCGCCUCUUUCGCUGCCACCAAAUUUGGCUCUACCAAGAUGAAGAAGGGUGGUGGGGCAUCUAGUGGUGGGGGCGUGGCCAGCAGUGGGGCAAGUGGCCAGCAGCCACCACAGCAACAGCCUCGCAUGGUCCGCUCGCCCACCAACAACCUACUGAAGCACAAGAGCCUCUCUUUGUCUAUGCAUUCACUGAACUUCAUCACAGCCACCUCGGCGCCUCAGUCCCAGCUCUCACCCAAUGCCAAGGAGUUCGUGUACAAUGGUGGUGGCUCGCCCAGCCUCUUUUUUGAUGCGGCUGAUGGCCAGGGCAGUGGCACCUCAGCACCCUUUGCGGGUGGUGGGGCCAGCACCUGUAACAGCAGCAGCUUCGAUAUGGCCCAGGUAUUUGGAGGUGGCACCAACAGCCUUUUCCUGGAGAAGACACCCUUUGUGGAAGGCCUGAGCUACAACCUGAACACCAUGCAAUACCCUAGCCAGCCGUUCCAGCCUGUUGUGUUGGCCAACUGACCACUCCUCCACCCAGAGGGCCAAGAGCACCCACGACCACAGAUAAGAAAAAGGAAAGGAGAGGAAAGGCCAAAAAAAAGAGGAAAAGAAAACUGUACAAAAAUAUUUCCAAUCUUCUCACUCUCGCUUCUAGAAAAAAGAUCCAGCCCAGGCAUGGAGUGGGAGGGGGCUCCUGAAGCACCGAAUCGUGGUUAACUCAACCCCCCACCCCGACCGUUUUCCUGCCUGCUUCUGAUUUAUUUGGUUGGUUUGGGUUUUGUAUUUCUUUUUUUUUUUUUUUUUUUUACAUGUAGUUUUCUAUAUAACAUCUUUAAUUAGUGGCUUCCUGUGCUAAGAAUGGUCCAGAUGUGAAUUGCUGCUCCCUGUUCCCUCCUCCCUCCUUCACACUCCUUUAUGAUUGGUGUGUCCAAGCUCACAGGGAAGGAAGAGCUGCAGCUGGGGCCAAACCCCCCCAAGUAGGGAGAGGCUGGUCCAUUUCACUGCCUGCCCUCCAGCUAUCCUCUCACUCAAAGCCAUCCAACCUCAGCAGGACUUCUUGGGCCCUGCCACCCAAAUAGGUCUGACCCCAGCCCACACUCCCUCUCAGGCUGGGCCACAGGGAGUUUCUGGCUAGCCACUUGACACCCUCCCCCAAGAGCUAAUGUCUGUGACUACAGGGAGGUUUGCACUUUGUCUUGUUGAAAUCCUUUCAUCUCUGUGCUGUGGCCCCAUCCACCCACCGACCCCACCAGGCCUAGACGAUUAUCAUGGCUCUGGACACCCAGCAUCCUUUAUAAGCAUGGCCUCUUUCUCUAAUGCAGCCCUUCUUCCCUGGGCCUGAGGCUGUGGGCUAGGAGGUGGGAAUAAGGUGUGUGUGUGUGUGUGUGUGUGUGUGUGUGUGUGUACAUGUAUACAUGUGUGUACAUGUACACCCCUGUGAGUAUAUGUGGUUUGCUGUCCUGUUCUAAAGGAUUCCAAGCCAUGUGAAACUUCCCUCUGGAUGUGAUUCUGGGUUGCAGCAAGUGCUUAUUUAUGUAUGAGGUUGGGGAUGGGCUGGGGUGGGUUGUCAGUUUUUUGUAAGGCAGUAUGGAGGGGGUGACAUUGGCUGAGCCUAAGGCACUCCCAGGGGAAAGCACUGCAGAAGGAACUGGUUUCCAGACUGCAGAGGGAUCUGCACUUUUGUUUGUUUUUGACCAAAAAGAAAAAAAAAAGAAAGGAAAAAAAAAAAAGAA